Messenger RNA from Aureobasidium musti, 369 nucleotides. Lineage: Eukaryota; Fungi; Ascomycota; Dothideomycetes; Dothideales; Saccotheciaceae. The record is from the annotation of a GenBank genome assembly.
AUGGACCUUCCCAAGCCUUCUGCAGCCGUCGACAACUCGAAGCCAGCCUCUUCCGGCUAUCCCACAAGCACCCAGUCUAUGUCUACAGCCUUCAAUAUGCUCUCAACUACUACAAGCGCUGAUGGCCCUGUCUCGAACCAACGUCCUCCACCCACUCUGAGCGGACUUCCUACUGAAUUGAAGAAGAUGAUCGUCUCUUGCGCCGAGGACUCCUGCCUGGCCAACUUGCGCCUCACAAACAAGGAGCUGAAUGUCAUUUCCACCAAGCCGUUCGGCGAGAGGCUACUUGCUGAGCGUCGUUUCAUGCUGUCAAAGUACAGUCUGGAAGGUCUAAUUGGUCUCACUGCUCAUCCUGAACUCGGUAAGUAA